CCGCUCUUCCACACCAACACAGCCCACGCGGCGUGGGCGUGCGCCCCCCCAGGCCCCACCCCGCCAUGACAUGGCGGCGAGGGGAGGGGCGGCGGCCGGGGACCCGGCGGGGAAGCGGCCCCGCGGCGCGGCGCGGCCGGGCGAUGGGGCUGCUGGCGCUGGCAGUUCUCUGCGGGCUGCUGCGGGCGGGCAGCGCCGCCCUCCCGGCGCCCGCGGGCACCCGGCCUGGGGAGAGGGGCGGCGGUGCGGGCCGCCCUCCGUGGGACGCGGGCGGCCAAGAGAAAGAAGAGGCGGCGGCCCUCCGGGAAAGUGCUAAAAGAAUUAGAUUACUGAAUUCACCAUCAAAAGAUAAUACAACUGCUUUCUAUGGAAUAAAUCAGUUUUCUCACCUGUUUCCUGAAGAGUUCAAAGCUAUUUACUUAAGAAGCAUACCUCACAAACUUCCCAGAUACAUAAAAGUGCCAAAGGGAAAGGAGAAACCUUUGCCGAAGAAGUUUGACUGGAGGGACAAGAAAGUAAUUGCAGAAGUGAGAAAUCAGCAAACAUGUGGAGGCUGCUGGGCUUUCAGCGUUGUGGGUGGUAUAGAGUCUGCCUAUGCAAUUAAAGGAAAUAACCUGGAAGAACUCAGCGUGCAGCAGGUUAUUGACUGUUCAUACAAUAAUUACGGCUGCAAUGGGGGAUCCACUGUUAGUGCUUUGAGCUGGCUGAACCAGACUAAAGUAAAACUCGUGAGAGAUUCUGAAUAUACUUUUAAAGCUCAAACAGGACUAUGCCAUUAUUUUGGUCACUCAGAUUUUGGAGUUUCAAUAACAGGAUUUGCUGCAUAUGACUUCAGCGGUCAAGAAGAAGAAAUGAUGAGGAUGCUCGUUAACUGGGGCCCUUUGGCGGUGACAGUAGAUGCAGUUAGCUGGCAGGAUUAUCUUGGUGGGAUCAUACAAUAUCACUGCUCCAGUGGAAGAGCAAAUCAUGCUGUUCUUAUCACUGGUUUUGACAGAACAGGUAGUAUCCCAUACUGGAUCGUGCAGAACUCUUGGGGGCCUACUUGGGGAGUAGAUGGCUAUGUUCGUGUGAAGAUAGGUGGCAACGUCUGUGGUAUAGCAGAUACAGUUUCAUCAGUAUUCGUUUGACACUGACCGGCCAAAGACCACAAGUAUCAUUUGGACACACAGUGUAUAUGAAGAUUUACUUCAAAACAACAUCUUCUAAAAUAAGAAGUUGCUGUAAGGGCAAUUCCUGCUUUUAGGCAGUACAGGAAUGGGUUGGCUGGAGUUUUUAAAAAUGUUUUUAUUUGGAAUGUGUGUUAUGCAUCCAAUCUGUCAUGGAAUAAGAAGACUCAGAAUCAACUGCAGAGAACCUGAAAAAGAAGUUACAAAGAUGGACUGAAACUGCGAGUGUGAGCUCUAUCCAGGUGUUGACUACUACUCCACAAAGAAAUCUUACAAAGAAGUGAUGACAAACGACAAGGAAUUUGGAUCAAAUAAUCAAUAGUAUGACAGAGUAAAAUUGAAAUGCUUUGAAGAUAAGAAGAACCAUGAUUAGGUCUGCUUUUAUUAGGUAGGGAGGAAGGGCAGUUGGAAGAAAAUUCUCUGUUUUUCUUUGAUACUUGUCUUGGCUUUUCUAGCACCUCUGACAGACAGACACAUUUUGUCUUCCUCCUUUUUGUGAAAACCUACUUUUUUUUUCCUGAAGUUAGAAGAAUAGAGGAGGGAAAUGGAUAGUCAGAGUUGUUUCCUGAGCACCCCAUGUCUCUGAAGUGCUGCAGUCCUUUAGUUUCAGUCUUCAGACCUUUAUUGGGCAAAUACAACUUCAGAGGUUUUCAGAGCAGGGAACGUGUUUUGUAAAGUGCCUGGUAGAUCACAGAGUUCUGCAUUCAUUUGUUAGGGGGAUGGAAAAGGAAGAAGUAACUGUAUUUAGACAGACAGAGGCAGUUCUAGUGGUUUAACAUCCUGUGUCCUGGCAGGAUAUAUGUGUUUGCAAAUCAGCCUUUCCGUGCGUUGAGAGCUGUGUCAGUUCCAUGCCUUCUCUACCUCAUGACUAACAGCGAAGCCAGUUGCGAAACAGAAAUUAAAAACUUAUUUAUUACGGAAAAAAUUGUGAGGGUGCGUUUUGUUAAUAUAUACUUGCAGCCUUUAGAAAAUCAGCAGUUAGGGAAUACUCCAAAUAGAGUGGGUGUUAAAUUUCCCUAUGUUAAUUGAAUUCAUAGGUGGGACUUGCUGGGAAUCAAAAAGGGGCUCCAGCUUUGCUGACCUGUAAAACUGCGGCUGGAGGUAAAUGUAACUCGAAUUCACACCCGAACACGUGAUUCUAAGAUGCUCCGAAUCUUUCGCCUCGAAUGCUUUACCUGUGUCUUUUAUGAAGCACUACUAUGAAAAAGUAUUGAAGCAACUCUGUAAUUUUUGCACUCAAUUACUGUACCAUGUUAAUAGAUCAGUGUAUUAUAACCUUUUUAUGACAAAUGCAAUGAGUGUUCAUAAUUGUUUAUUGUAAGUAUUGCCAUUUUAGUCCUUCUGAGUGUUAAUAUUUUAAAUGGAAGACUAAGUGUGAUGUUUCACUACUACAGGUUCUGGUACUUACUGAAUUUACUAGCUGAAAACUUUAGAUUAACAAAAGGGGAAGCCUUCUGUAGUCUUAGUCUUCUGUACUAUGGCCUUCCCUUAGCAGUUUACAGACAACAAAUGGCACACUUCCAUAACUAGGAAACAACAGCCAAAGUUCCUAAUUGGCAUUGAUAAGAGCUGUGUUGUUACAGUAGUAUCAAACACAGAUAUUCCAACAGUGGUUUUGAGGUGGUGCUACCACCAGCCAUAAGUACCUAAAGCACUAAGAUACAGAGCAACUCACCAGAAAUUAAGGCCGACAGCGUAUGUGUAUUUCCAAGGGAAGCAUUUAAAAAGACGAGGAGAGUCCAUCUAAUGAGAAGAUGACACAGCUUUAUCAAUAUGCCAUAGCCAAGUUUGCCUUGCUUUUAUUAUAUAUCAAUUUUAUCCUUAUUUCAAUUAUAUUUCAAAUAAAAACCACUUUAAAUGCC
Tyto alba (common barn owl) is the source of this 3028-nucleotide messenger RNA. It is a transcript of the gene CTSO, whose product is annotated as cathepsin O. The coding region runs from base 66 to 1127 and encodes 353 amino acids. Gene Ontology annotation, cellular component: lysosome. Lineage: Eukaryota; Metazoa; Chordata; Aves; Strigiformes; Tytonidae. Gene Ontology annotation, molecular function: cysteine-type endopeptidase activity. The record is from RefSeq and is a predicted model, not a curated record. The transcript is spliced from 8 exons.